Molecule: messenger RNA, 3857 nt
Organism: Synchiropus splendidus (mandarinfish)
Lineage: Eukaryota; Metazoa; Chordata; Actinopteri; Syngnathiformes; Callionymidae
Gene: arfgap3
Product: ADP-ribosylation factor GTPase activating protein 3
Exons: 16
Coding region: 117-1637 (506 amino acids)
Biological process (GO): COPI coating of Golgi vesicle
Molecular function (GO): GTPase activator activity
Source: RefSeq, a predicted model, not a curated record
CCUCUUCUUCCGGGGCCAAUCACAACAAAGUGCCCACGUCAGUGUGUUGACGUGGGUCUGUCAGUUCCGAGACACGGACUACGGGAACUUUUCCUCGGAGUGUUGGGAGGAGAACCAUGGAGCCGAGCAAGCAGGACAUCACGGCUAUCUUCAAGAGACUGCGCUCCGUUCAGACCAAUAAGGUGUGUUUCGACUGCUCGGCCAAGAACCCCAGCUGGGCCAGCGUCACCUACGGCGUGUUCCUGUGCAUCGACUGCUCCGGGACCCACCGCUCUCUCGGGGUGCACCUGUCCUUCAUCAGGUCCACUGAGCUGGAUUUCAACUGGUCCUGGUUCCAGCUCAGGUGCAUGCAAGUGGGAGGCAACGCAAAUGCAACCUCCUUCUUCAACCAACAUGGCUGCACCUCUGGAGCGGCCAACACCAAGUACAACAGUCGCACCGCCCAGCUGUACCGGGACAAGGUCAAGACCCUGGCGACGCAGGCCACCAGGCGCCACGGCACAGAGCUGUGGCUGGACAGCCAGGGUCCUCUCUCCCCCGCGUCCCCUGAAGACAAGCAGCUGGACUUCUUCCACAUCCACACCCAGGGCGACGGCGACUCCCUGAACAUGGCGCAGAUGAGUCUGAGCGGCUUCUCAGAGAAGGACGACGACCCUGGUCACCCAGAGUACGGCCCCAGCGUGGACAUGCUGAGCGCCUCCCCGAAGGCUCAUCCAGAACCACUUUCUCUUCUCAAGAAGAAGCCAGCCACCAAGAAAACGCUGGCCAGUAAGAAAGGAGGCCUGGGCGCCCAGAAGGUCAGCAGCAGGAGCUUCUCCGAGCUGGAGAAGAAGGCUCAAGCUGCUGACCGGCUGAAAGAGAAGGAAGACGCCGCGGCGAGCUGCAUGAAGAGCGCCCCCGCGUCAGAGACGGUAGCUCCGUCCAUGCGGCUGGCCUAUCAGGAGCUGGAGAAGCAGCGGAAGCUGGAGGAGCAGAAGCUGCGGGGGCUGGACGACAGGAAGAAGGGGCAGGCGGAGAGGCUGGGGAUGGGCCUGGGCGGCCGGAGCGGGGUGUCCCACUCGGUGACGGCAGACAUGCACAUCAUCCAGCAGGAAAGCCCACAGGGGGGCGCCACCAGCAGGGCUCGCCGCUUCGCUGAGGAGGAGGAGGAGGACGUGGGCUCCUUCAGCUCCAGCUAUCAGCGCAAGGAUGCAGGCGAGGCCUCCAGGUGGACGGACGGGUGGCCGAAGGAGACCCAGAGUCCCGAACCAGACUUCUUUGUGACAUCGCUGGAUGACAGAACCGCGUCCCGGAGGAAGCCUGAGCCGCUGCCAGUUGCAGAACCCGGAGAAGCCUCCAGGAAGUUCGGGGGCGACGUGAAGGCCAUCUCCUCCGACAUGUAUUUCGGGAAGCAAGACAACUCCGGGUACGAAGCCAGGACCCGGCUGGAGAGGUUCGCUGGGAACUCGGCCAUCAGUUCCGCUGACCUGUUCGAGGACGAGAAGAAGGCGGCAGGCAGCUCCUACCAGCUGAGCAGCGUGCUCCCCAGCGCCCCCAACAUGUCCCAGCUCAAGUACGGCGUGCGCUCGGUGGCGGGGAAGCUCUCGGUCAUGGCCAGCGGCGUGGUCCACACCAUCCAGGAUCACUACGGCUCCUGACCGGGGGCGGCGGGGCCAAUGGUGGCCGCGCCGCCAGGAUUCCGUCCAGCCUGUGGUUGUUUGGCUCGGCCCGGCGCGGCAGGAGACGCCCCUGCUGUUCCAAGCAGCAGCGGCCAGGUUGUUGAUCUAUUGUUGCCCUUGCUAUGGGAGGUCCAUCACGCUGCAUGCUGGUGCCCGUCUUCUGCCCCUGAAGUGCACUUGCCAUCAGAAGGACCUCCAGCGUCUGCCAGGCGUCGCCAGGCUUCUUGCUUUCUACUCGCGCAGCUACGUGUCGUGUCAGAGCUGCAACUGGCUCUCCAGUGGCGCGCCGGCGCCGCCUUCUGUCUCGCUGAACUGAAGUCGCAGGUCCGAGCUCCCGGCCGGGAAUAGAGUGUGUGUCACAUGAGGUGUGUUGGAGCGCCUCCCGGAGGAUGGGCAAGGAUGAUCGCUGAUCCACGAAGAGCCGGCGCAGGUUUUAGCUCCAACCAAACAAGCUCAUGUUGUUAAGAGACCAGCUUCUGUCUUCACUCUGGUGGAGGCAGGACCGAGGCUGCGGGAUCUUAACACGUCUCAAGUUUGAUGGACUUGAUCCAGACCUCCACACGUGGAUUCCCCUGAGUCUGUGGCGUCUGAAGAGGUCCCAAUGAUCACAGAAGAACCUGACACUGAGCCCAGGAUCUUGUGUUCCCGCCGGCAGCUCGGAGCUUCUGAAGCUUCAAUCCUCUGGACUCUGAAGAUCACUGACUUGCUGUGAAGCGACAGAACCAGUCUUGCACUACACACCUGCUAUGGCCACUUUGGAGGUGAAGGUUUACUUUCUGAAGGUUUUCAUGACCUUCCUUUAUAUGAAUGUAGGAGUCUGAGCUGAGAAGGUUCGGUGUUUGUCGUGUGUCCGGUAUUCCGGAGGGAAGUGGAAGGUUUUGCGUGUUCAAAUCAUGUUUUUUUUUUCUGUCACCAGGGUUGUGUGUGUUUUAGCUCCGGCAGGUCUCAGUCCUCUGGGUCCUGCUGGGUCACAUGCUUUUUUGUUCUGCCUUCAUCCCCAGAUUUCCAUGUCUGCUCCCUGUAUGUCGGCGACCUGACAGCUCCUGCUUCACUGUCAUGUGGCAAUAAAGAGUUUAUACUUCUGUUCUGCUCACGGCUCCAUCCCCUGAUCCGGUUCUGCGUCCGGCCCGGUUCGGCAGCUCUCAGAUGCCUUGUCUCACGCACCCACCCCAGUCACUGAUGACAUCAUCUAACCCUCGCGGGUCUCACACAGGGGUCAUCCUGAGGUCACAUGCGUGCCAGAAGGCUCUCCAUUAGAUGGAUGAUGGAAGACGUUUGCGCCUGAGGUGAGAAGGUCGUGUCAGAAACAGCUGGUUCCAGACGAUUAUUUCAAACGGUAACCUGGAAAUGAUGCGGGUUUUGUACAAAGUGGACGUCAGCAAGACCUGGAGUGGAUUCACCACACGGUGAUGCGUCCUGCGCCACUCUUCUGUUGGUCUCUCUGUGGUUCCAAAUGUCUCCUUCCCAUUGACGCGUCGUGGGGGCAGCAGCUGAGGCGAGGACACCCGGACCUGCCGCCUCAGAGCCUCUCCAGAAGUGAGGGGUUCACUGGACGUUCCGCCUCAGGGAGGCCGCCAGAAAGCUUCCUGCGCAGAUGAGGCCCAGCUCUACUCUGAGCAUGAAACUGUGUCCUCAUUUUGCCUGAGGUUGUGGAGGACCAGGUGCAUGCUGGUCUUACAUAACAGGGUGACCCCAAGUGACGUCAUGGCCAACCAGACAGAUAUGGAGCUGAAAAGGCAGGGGUCCGUAAACACGAGGGAAAAUAUGCAUCGACUGUGGAAUGUUUUAAUGUUAUGAAGGUUUUUUUAGUGCAAACGUUUUAAUGUGAUGGUUUAAACUGUAUUUUACAUUUUUUUGUAAUGAUGGUGAUGAUGGUGAUGAUGAAGCUGAUGAUGAUGAGGAGUGUCGCACCCCUCACCUUUGACCCUCAAAGCGACCAGAGAAACAACCUGAUCUUUUGUGGCCUGUUGUGACCUUCCGCACUUCAUGUCGAUGCUGGACAAUCAUGUUCAGCGACAGAGUCUUUCCACGUUUUUAAGACUUUGAUGAUGAUUUGGUGAAAUGUUCGCCCCGGGAGUCCUUCAGUGCACGAGCGCCACUGCACGUCACCUCCACAAACAAAAACAAAACACACCGACCGCUUGUUGUCGGUUUAGAGAGGACCUGCGCGAGUCCCAGCUGAGGCCAUGGAAGCGUGAA